AUGGAUUCAUCUGAUCCCUGCAUUAAUGCUCACCAUCUAACGCCGUCCCCAACCCCGCCUCCAACGCCUUCAACACCUUCAACGCCGGACCCCUUUUCGACACGGACCGACAUCCCUUCCGAAGACGAAGCGAAACAUGAAGCAGCGCUUCGGCAUCAUUUCCGUGGCUGGGCGCUCUCCGAACGGAGCAGAGAUACUGGUUCUUGGGCCUGGCUAUUUGGAUAUGACAUUCAAAAGGACGAUCAGCGCAGAUGGGUCUGUCAAGCCUGUAUUCGCAAGAAGGACCCUUGCCCGGGAAAUUUUGACUCCGAUGGCAUUCAAAACGCGUAUAAUCACUUAUUUACCGAACAUGGAAUUCGCGCUCCGUCCAAUAAGACGAAGGGAACUGCUGAAAAAAGAGCUGAUUCUAUUGGUGCUAAAGCGAAGGGGCAAAGGUCCAUCGUGGAUGUCAUGAAGCUUGACUUGCACAAUCCACGAGAGCAAGCAAUUGCGAACACUUUUAUCAAGCGUUUCGACCGCGAUCACUUCCAACGGCUUCUAAUGAAUUGGAUUGUCGCCAGGAACCAUUCUUUUUCCAUCGCAGAAGAAGACGAACUGCGAGAAAUAUUCGACUACUUGAACCCGUCCGUCUCCGUUCGUGGCGCCAAUCUUACCCACACGACAAUCAAAGAAAAAGUUGCUGCAGCUUUCGAACAGCACAAGCAGAAGGUUGUUGAGGUACUCGGCAAGGCACCGGGCCGUAUCCACAUCUCAUUUGACGGCUGGAGGUCUGGAAAUCGACAUGCUUUAUAUGGAGUAUGUUGCUUUUUCAGGGACGAAAAUAACAAGCCUUGCAAGCUUACGAUAGGGGUCCCUGAACUCAGCGUCAGCCACGCAGGCACCAACAUUGCGACCGAAAUCCUCGACGUUAUCGAAGCCUAUCAGAUUCAAGACAAAAUUGGUUAUUUCACACUGGACAACGCGGAAAACAACGAUACGGCUAUGGAGAUAAUUGGUGGAGAGCUGGGCUUCGUUGGCAAGUCCAGGCGAGGGCGCUGUUUUGGCCCUACUCUAAACCUGUCGGGCAAAAGCAUACUUUUCGGCCACAGAGCUGACGCGUUCGAACGGCAGUUAUCAGGGCAGAUGCCUCUAUCAGAGGCUGAGCACUUGCUCUGGCAGAAAAGGGGUCCAGUGGGCAAGUUGCACAAUAUUGUGGUCUUUAUCCACAGAUCUGACAAGCUGACUUACAUGCUGCGAGAGCUCCAACGGACCGCCUUCGACCAGUCGCCUGACCUCAAAGUCAAGACUAAGAAGCCUUUGGACGUUGUUCUGGAUAAUGAUACUCGAUGGCUUUCGCAAUUGUAUAUGAUCCGACGAGCGCUUCAAUUGCGUGACUAUAUUGAACUGCUUAUUGCGCGAUACCGGGUCGAUUUCGAACAACAACAUAGAUCGAAAAAGGGUACCGUGAAGAGGUCCGCCAAACUGCCGUAUAUUUGUGAGCCAGAGCAUCAGUUGUCCGACAAGGACUGGGAGGUUCUCGAGAUCUUUUCGCAGCUUCUUGGCUAUUAUGAAUGCACGAUCCAGAUGCUUGAAGGCGAUGGCCAAAUUCGCCAGCGGAAGCGUGGGUGGAUGGGUUCAUAUGACUACCUGCUUAUUGGCACUAAUAAUGAUUCUAAGGCUACCAGUGGUGAACCUGGAACACUUUCGGCAUUUCCGGCUUCACAUCUGAAGCGUAAUGUAGCUCUAGGUAAUUUAUCCCUGCAAGGUUAG
Metarhizium robertsii ARSEF 23 is the source of this 1749-nucleotide messenger RNA. RefSeq names its product restless-like transposase. The transcript has 2 exons. Lineage: Eukaryota; Fungi; Ascomycota; Sordariomycetes; Hypocreales; Clavicipitaceae. The record is from RefSeq and is a predicted model, not a curated record. The coding region runs from base 1 to 1749 and encodes 582 amino acids.